UCACAGCCGCAGCUGUCAAGGAGCCAACCCGCCCAACCCUUGUCGCCUGAACCGCUCGCGCUCAGUGGCAUGGGCUGCUGCGGCGCCAUGUCCGCCAGGCCGCGGGGCGUCCGGGAGGAGACGCUGCUACGCGUCCCGGGCGCGUCCGUGCACCUCCUGGCCGGCUCCGGCGGCCCCGUCGAGCUCGCGCGCGGGGACCUCUCCGUCGUCCGCCUCGCCAAGGACGACGUGGCCGUGGCCACCGCGGUGCGCGUCGGCCGCGACCUGGGCUGGCCGCUGGCGCGGGACGAACCCGUCGUCAGGCUCGACCGCCUGCACUACCUAUUCACGCUGCCCGACCGGGACGGCACGUUCCUCAACUACGGCGUCUCCUUCGACGACGCCGCCGCCAGCACCGACGCCGCCGCGCUGGCGUCGCUCGACGCCUUCCUUCGGUCCAACGCCUGCUUCUCCGCGCCGUCGUCUUCCGGCGCGGUCGUCCCGUGGUCGAGGAGCUCCAGGCCGCCGCAGCAGCAGCAGCAGCAGCAGACGGCUGCGCCGGACGCGUACUGGAACGACUUCGCGCCGAGGAUCGAAGGGUACAAUAACGUGCUCGCCAAGGCGAUCGCCGCGGGCACCGGCCAGCUCGUCAGGGGCAUCUUCAUGUGCAGCGAGGCCUACGCCAGCCAGGUUCAGCGGGGAGCUGAUCUAUUCCGUCCCCAGGCUGCCGGCGGCGCGAGCAACCGAUUCGGCGGAGCUGGCCGGAGCAGCCAGGCGAGCACGAAGCGCGGAGCGGUCAACAAGAGCCUCAAGAGGGUCCGGAAGCUGUCGGAGAUGACCGAGCAGAUGAGCCAGUCCUUGCUCGACACAGUCAUCUCAGUGACCGGGUCCAUGGCGGCGCCGCUGCUCCGCUCCAAGCAAGGGAGAGCCUUCCUCGCCACCGUUCCCGGCGAGGUCGUCCUGGCAUCUCUUGAUGCUAUCAAUAAAGUUAUGGACGCCGUAGAGGCCGCUGAGAGGAGGUCACUUGCUGCGACCUCCAACGUCGUCGCCGGUGCAGUGUCCAGGAGGUACGGCGAGAGCGCAGGCGAGGCAACUGAAGACGCGUUCGCGACGGCCGGACACGCCGUCGGGACGGCGUGGAACCUCUUCAAGAUAAGGAAGGCCGUCACGCCGUCGUCUUCGCUGCCGGGGAACAUGGUGAAGAGCGCCGUCAGGAACAGAAAGUGACGAUCAAUUAGUCAAUUAAGAACCCAUCAGGCAGCAGCGAGUCCAGAGACACCGCUGCAGAUACAGAGUGAUUGUGCCAGUCUGUAUGUUCAUAACGUUUAAGCCACCGAACGUGUACUUCGAAAUGUAACAAACAUUGACUAUAUCAAGUGUUUCAGGCACAAAUGAUAUCAGGAUGCCCCAGUGACAUUUUCCAAA
Messenger RNA from Panicum hallii, 1404 nucleotides. Its product is annotated as senescence/dehydration-associated protein At4g35985, chloroplastic-like. NCBI's taxonomy places the organism in Eukaryota, Viridiplantae, Streptophyta, Magnoliopsida, Poales, Poaceae. The record is from RefSeq and is a predicted model, not a curated record. Gene Ontology annotation, cellular component: plasma membrane. The coding region runs from base 70 to 1206 and encodes 378 amino acids. The transcript has 5 exons.